This is a messenger RNA of Colletotrichum chrysophilum, 549 nucleotides long. RefSeq lists its product as uncharacterized. The coding region runs from base 1 to 549 and encodes 182 amino acids. Lineage: Eukaryota; Fungi; Ascomycota; Sordariomycetes; Glomerellales; Glomerellaceae. The transcript has 2 exons. The record is from RefSeq and is a predicted model, not a curated record.
AUGCAUGAGUGGCAGAUAAAAGCAAGAGAGGACGCCGAGAACCAACAAGACGCGCCGUCCUCGCUGCGCGAACUGCUCGGGAUGGAUUCCGAAACGACCAAGGCACCGAUCCCCGUCAUCGUCUGCGGCAAGGCGGAGGUCGUCGGCCGUGUCGUCAUCGAAGGCCUGAAGCCGGAAUACGAAGUCGUCCACUUCAUCAUGACGCCCGCCUCAGGAGCCGCCAUAAUCCCGGCGAUUCUGACGGGACAGACCCCGCCGUCCCACCCGGACUCGAGCGCCAUCGGGACGGGGAACUACGCCGUCCCACCCCGCGCCAUCAUCCUCGGGGCUGCGUUCGACGACGAGGCGCUCGAGACCAUCAAGAAGGGCGUCGCUGGGGCUGGAGGCGCAAAGAAGGUUCCCUGGCUCAGGCACGAUACCAGCAAGCCCUCGCCGCCGAUCGGGCCGGAGUACGGCAAGGCCGUGGUUGCGAGAUGCAAGGAGACGUUGGCGCUGUUGGAGAAGGAGGGGAAGCUGGAUGGGGAGCACGAUGCUGAUGAGUGGUACUGA